UCAGUGAUGAUAGAUCUGUCACUCCCAGGAUGCUGCCAAUUUUCUCUCUCUGCUUGGGUUGUCCCUCCUCGCUGGGAAGUGGGACCUGUCAAACUGGAAAGCUCCUGUAGUGCACACCUCCGGCUGUAAGGGCGCGGCCUGGGGCAGGAGGAGAGCGGCCGGCCGGCCGGAGUGAGGGGUUGGGUAUCAGCGAGGCGAGGGACUCUCUGAAAGUGACGGGCAGGCCCGCUACUGCCCCGCUCCCGAGUUCGGUAACUUUAUACAGUAUUUACAGCUUAGCCGGCUCCAGCGUGCGAGCUCUGCCCGGGAGCCGGCCGAUGGCGAGCGACGAGUGGAGCAGGAUCGAGCGGGUGAUCCGGGCGGGCCUGGGCCGCCUCCGGGACCGCUACCUGCGCAGCGCCGGAGGCCGGCCGGAGGAGAGCCCCCCGCCGGAGGAGGCCCGGAGGAGUGGCGCGGCGUCGCUGAACAGCCUGCCGGAAGAGUUACAACUUUACAUCGUGGCUUUGCUGUCCCCCAGAGACCUGUGUCAGCUGGGGGGUGUCAGUCACUACUGGAACACCAUGGUCCGCGACCCACUGCUGUGGCACUACCUCUUACUGCGAGAUCUCCCUCACUGGAAAUCUGUCGACUACCUGUCUCUACCCAACGCGGCCCUGCUCACCAAACCACUCACAGAUACAACGCAGCAGGAUUAUAUGGCAGCGUACGUGAGGAGCUGUCCUGAGGGCAGAAAGCACUGGAAAGUGAGAAACCCAGUCUACAGCUCUGUCAGUUCCUUCCUCUACUCCCUGGUGUCCCAGGCAGAGCCUCGCUUUGCCAUGUUCGGGCCUGGUCUGGAGCAGCUAGAUACCUCACUGGUGACGAAGAUGAUGAAUUCACCAAGGCUGCUGCCUGUGGCAGGCUUACCACAGAGGCAGAUUGACGAAAUUGGCUCGGGAAUCAGCUUCUUUUUCAACAAAGAACUCAAGUUCAACAUCCUGACUUUAUAUUCAACAACUUGGAAGGAAAGAGAAAGCGCGCGAAGAGUGGAAAACACGGCUGUCAAUAAACUGUUUGUGCAACAAGAGCUUGCCGAUGCGGAGCAAGGUGAUGGGGAGAGCACCCGGCAGAGGGGGACUUUUUACAGCACCAUCCCUCAGGUGCAGCAGGUGUGCAGGAUAGUGGAUGGCUUCGUCUACGUGGCAAACGCUGAGGCACAGAGAGAGCACAAUCGUGGAGAGGAAAUCCUCCAGCUCCAGGCAAUGAUCAAUCCAGCUCUUGGUCCCCCAGGCCGCCCACUCCUUGUAUUGUGCUGUGUUUCGCGACCUGACGUCCAACGGAUACCCUGUGUCUACGUAUCUCACCAGUUACGGUUAUCCCAACUUGAAGUGCCUUGGCUGGCACAGGACUCCGAGGCAGAGACGCUGGAUGGAUUUCUAGAGGGCAUCGAAUGGAUUCUUCGGGAACUUGGGAGACUGUGAGUUCUGUGAGGGACAGCUGGACCGUAAUGAGGAAUGGAGUUAGAUCCAGGAUCUCAUCUCUCCUCCAGCUCGUCAGAAGAAACCGCUGUUGACACUGUACCAGGGAAGUGGGUACAGAUACUACUGAUCACAAAUCGGUCUGUAUGUGGACUCACUAUGCUGUUGUGUUAGCUUAUAACCAUUGAUAAAUACCUCUGGCUGGAUUUCGGUCAAGUUUCAAGAAAGAUUAAUGUCAUUCACAAGCGUAAAGGAGAAUUAAAUAAUUGUUACUCCAGAUCUGAUGGAGCUCAAAAAAGCACAAUGAGAUAAAUAACACAAUAAUAACAAAAACACUAUAAAUAUAAGUACAAGAUAGUUAUAUACACAAAUUGAUUCUAUGUCUAUAGAGUGACACCAGCCACAGGAGUGUCUGUACAUAAGGUGACUUUGACAGGAAAUGAUAAGGUAGCGGUGGAUGGGUGGGUCAGGGGGUGGAGAUGUUACUGCCUUACUGCCCAUCUUUUGGGAUUUAUUCCUUUCAUCUGCAAUUAGUGAUGAGCACUACCAACUCAUUAUAUGAUAUAAUACGUUCCCAUGGAAUUGUGGCAAUAUGCCUGAUCUCUCUAGUCAUGGGAAAGCAAUUGAACAAAAGGGGAGAUGAACACCUGUAUUUAACCAAUGAAUCGUAGUCACUAGAUUACCAUGACCUUCACCACAAGUUACUAUCUGUUCCAUAUCCAUGUCCCUGAGGUCUUGUGGAGAUCUGGGACCCCAUGAUUACCUCCAGAUCUGUGACCCUAGGACAUCAAGCGGAGAGUCCGUCCAUCCUUGUCCCUGUGGCUCUCUGACACAAAGGACAGAGUCACUGUGUUCACUUCUCUGACCCCAUGGUGACACUGUCCCUGUCUCCAUGUCCAGCUCACAAUCAGGUUUAAUAUCACUGACACAUAGAGUCAUAGAAAAGUACAGCACCGAAACAGGCCCUUUGGCCCAUCUAGUCUGUGCUGAACCACUUAAGCUGCCUACUCCCAUCAUCCUGCACCGGGACCACAGUCCUCCAUACCUCUACCAUCCAUGUACCUAUCCAAACUUCUCUUUGGCAUUGAAAUCGAGACUGCAUCCACCACUUGCGUUGGCAGCUCAUUCCACACUCUCACUACCCUCUGAGUGAAGAAGUUUCCCCUCAUGUUCCCCUUAAACCUUUCACCUUUCACCCUUAACCCAUGACUUCUAGUGCAGUCCCACCCAACCUCAGUGGGAAAAAAGCCCGCUUGCAUUUACCCUACAAACACCCCUCAUAAUUUUAUAUACCUCUAUCAAAUCUCUCCUCAAUCUUCUUUCUAAGUUCCCAGUAAUAAAGUCCCAACCUAUUCAAUCUCUUUAUAACUCAGGUCCUCCAUCCCUGGCAUCAUCCUUGUGAGUUUCCUCUGUAGGUAGAACAUCUCCUCAGCACCUACCUCAUCAACCCCGUCAGAAUGUUGUAUACUUCAAGGUCACCUCUCAUUUGAGUAAACUUCAAUAUGUUCCUCAACAAUUCUGCAUAAAACAACUCUCUUUCCACUCAAAAGCUGUUGGCCACAUCUAUACUGACCAUUCUCGGUCAAACCAACAAGUGCCAAUAUAUUUAAAUGUAGUAAUUAUGUAAUUUUUUUUCUAAGACUAUCUAACUCUAAUUAAAGCACUGUUUCUAAUUUACUAAGGAAGUCUGCAUCUAGGACUAAGAGCUAUGGUUUCACACUCUUGUCGUAAAAUUUGUUGUUUAAUAGCAGCAGUGCAGUGCAAUACAUUAAAAACUAUAAAUUACAAGAAGGACCAUACAUAUAAAUAUUUAAAUCAACUAAGUAGGGCAGAAAGAGCAAAAAAAAUGGCGAGAUAGUCAGUGUUCAUGGGUUCAAUGUCCAUUCUGAAAUCUGACGUUGGAGGGUAAGAAGACGUUCCUGAAACAUUGAGUGUGUGACUCCUGUACCUCUCCCUGAUGGUAGUAAUGAGAAGAGGGCAUGUCCAGGGUGCUGGGGUCCUUCAUGAUGGAUGCUGCCUUUUGAAGGUGUCCUCGAUGGUGGGGAGGCUGGUGCCCACGAUGGAGCCGGCUGAGUUUACAACCUUCUGCAGCCUUCUCUGAUCCUGUGCAGUGACCCCUCCAAAUCAGACCAGUGGUGUCUGUGGUCACAGCCAUUUCUGUGACCUCAUAUCAACACCGAUGCAGUGUUUUUAAUAUUCAGUAAUACUUGAGUAAUAUUGUAAAUAUAUCAUUGAUUAAACAUGCUUUGUUUACCCAGUUCAUUACGAGUUAUGUGUAAGAAAUAUGUGAAUGGCAUACAUCAUUACUCGACCACGCCAUCUGUGAGAACCUCACUAAAGUAAAGCCAAGUGCACGAAUAUCCCCGGGUUCCCAACCUUUACUUGUGAUUAAUUUCAGGAGUUACAAAACAUAACAAUGGGGAGUCUGUGUCCAGGAUGGGAUGACAGGUGGGGCAGUGUCCCAUCUCCGUGUCCGAGUACGGGAUGACAGGUGGGGCAGUGUCCCAUCUCCGUGUCCGAGUACGGGAUGACAGGUGGGGCAGUGUCCCAUCUCCGUGUCCCAGUACGGGAUGACAGGUGGGGCAGUGUCCCAUCUCCGUGUCCGAGUACGGGAUGACAGGUGGGGCAGUGUCCCAAAUCCAGGUAAUUAAAAGGUGUUUUUUUCCUCCUCAAUUUCUGAUGCACAAUUUCUGUAUCGAUGUGGUUUAUCAACGUCUCUUUAAAUUUACACUAAAAUAUAUCUCGAAAAUGAAUUAAGGGGGAAGCAACUCUUCAGUUUUUCCAAAGUUUUGUAAUUUUGGGAGGAUAGAGAUUAGAUUUUUUUGUCGUACAUACAUUAAAACAUAGGAGCAGAAAAGGCCCCUUUUAUUCCCACUUGCUGCCUCCUGUCUGUCAGCCAUUCCUCUAUCCACGCCAGUAUCUUUCCUGUAACACCACAGGAUUUUAUCUUGUUAAGCAACGUCAUGUAUGGCACCUUAUCAAACACCUUCUGAACAUCCAAGAAAGUUUCAUCCACUGCCUCUCCUUUGUUCACCCUGCUUGUUACUUCUUUGAAGAACUCUAACAGAUUUGUCAGGCAAGAUUUCCCUUCACAGAAACCAUGCUGACUUUUACUUAUUUUAUCUUUAGUCUCCAAGUACCCAAAACCUCAUCCUUAAUAAUCAACUCCAACACUUUCCCAACCACUGAGGUUAGGCUAACUGGCCUAUAAUUUCCUUUCUUUUUCCUUCGUGGAGGACAUUUGCAAUCUUCUAGUCCUCUGGGACUAUGCCAGAAUCAAGUGAUUCUUGGAAGAUCAUGACCAAUGCAUCUGUUAUUUCUUCAGUGACUUAUCCACCUUAAGACCUUUCAGUUUGCCUUGCACAUUUUCCUUUGUAAUACCAAUUGUACUCACUCCUGCUCCCAGAAACUCUUGGACCUCUGGCACAGUGCUAGUGUCUCCCUGCUUUAUAUUAUUGGCUAGUCUGCCCUGAUAUUUCAUCUUUUCCCUUCUUAUAGUUUUUUUUAAAAGUUGCCUUUUGUUGGAUUUUAAAAGCUUCUCAAUCCAACUUCUCACUCAUUUUUUUUCUACCUUGUAUACCCUUGCCUUGGCUUUUAAGCAGUCCUUAAAUUCCUUUGUCAGCCAUGGUGGCCUCCCCCUGCCAUUUGAGAACAUUUUCCUCUGUGGGACAUAUCUACCCUGCACAUUGUGAACUCUUCCCAGAAACUUCAGCCAUCUCUGCUCUGCUGUCAUCCCUGCCAGUAUCAUUCUUCAAUCCACCCCUGGGCAAGCUCCUCUCUCAUGCCUCUGUAAUUCCCUUUAUUCCAUUGCGAUACAAUACAUGUGAGCUAUGCUUCUCCCUCUCAAAUUGCAGUACGAAUUCCAUCAUUAUCAUGAUCACUGCCUCCUAAGGGUUCCUUUACAUUAAGCUCCCUAAUGAGAUACUGUAUAGGUCAUUAUACAACACCCAAUCUAAAAAGCAUUUCCCCAAGUAGGCUCAAGUAUAAGCUGCUCUAAAAAGCCAUCUUGUAGGUGUUCAACAAAUUCCCUCUCUUGCAAUCCCACGCCAACCUGAUUUUCCCCAAUCCCCUUGAAUAUUGGAGACCCCAUUACCGUUGUGUCAUUACCCUUAUCACAUGCCUUCUCCAGCUCCUUUUGCAAUCUCAACCCCACAUCUUGGCUACUAUUUGGAGGCCAUAAUUUUUUUUUCACCUUUGCAAUUUCUUAACUCCACCCACAAAGAUUCAACAUUCUCCUACCCGAUGUCACCUCUUUCUAAAGAUGUAAUUCCACCUCUUACCAACAGAGCCACAUCACUGCCUUUGCCUUCCUGCCCGUCCUUUCGAUAUAAAGUACAUCUUUGAUGUUAACAUAGCAAUAAAGGAGGCCAUCGAUAGACCAUAGACCAUGGACAUGUCAGAAUGGGAAGUUGACAUGUCUAUGGCCUUCUCCCAAAAGGUAGCAAUGCAGGUAGGGUGAUAAUGAAGGCAUACCAAAUCAAAAUCAAAUCAAGUUUAAUUGUCAUUCAAACCUGACAGGGAUACAACCAAACAAAACAGCAUUCCUCUGGGCUAAGGUACAAAAACACACACGUGCAUUCAAAAUAGCGAGAAAGAAAAGAUCGUCACGCAAGAAAACACAUUUUUUUAGUCGGAGACCCUGAGCGACAUCCUGCAAAUUGAUGGUUCCGGGCGAUCCAGCCUGUCAUUCCAUCAUUCGAACACUGGAGGGCAGCAGCAGCAGGAGAGCCACCCCAACCGAGCACGGAUGCCGCACGACUCCGGCCUCCGGCAUUUCCUCAGCAGCUUGGGGCCCAGCUCUCACUACAACCAAGGCUACUCUGCUGCCUAUCUCACCACCAAACAAGGGAAAUGGGCCUGCAGCAAUCAAGAAUUCAAGAAAUAGGAGCAGGAGUCGGCCAUCUGGCCUGUUGAGCCUGCUCCGCCAUUCAAUAAGAUCAUGGCUGAUCUGACCAUGGACUCAUCUCCACCUACCUGACUUUUCCCCAUAACCCUUAAUUCCCCUACUGUACAAAAAUCCAUCCAAACGUCUCUGAAAUAUAUUUACUGAGAUAGCUUCGUUGGGCAGAGAAUUCCACAGAUUCACCACUCUCUGGGAAAAGCAGUUCCUUCUCAUCUCUGUCCUAAAUCUACUCCCCCAAAUCUUGAGGCUACGUCCCCUAGUUCUAGUCUCAUCUACCAAUGGAAACAACUUUCCUGCCUCUAUCUUACCUAUCCCUUUUGUAAUUUCAUAUGUUUCUAUAAGAUCUCCUCUCAUUCUUCUGAAUUCCAGCGAGUUCAGUCCCAGGUGACUCAAUCCCUCCUCAUCGUUUAACCCCUCAUCUCUGGAAUCAACCUGGUGAACCUCCUCUGCACCACCUCCAAAGCCAGUAAAUCCUUCCUCAAGUAAGGAGACCAGAACUGCACACAGUACUCCAGGUGCGGCCUCAACAGGACUCUGUACAGUUGCAUCAUAACCUCUCUGCUUUUAAAUUCAGUGUCUAACAGGGUCUUGUGAUGGGGAGAGAAACCCAAGAGUCACUCCCAGUUUCACUGCACGCUGCCUGUGAUGGUGGUGGAAGAUGAGGGACGGUCCGGAGCGGGUGGAGUCUUUGAUGUUGGCCACUUUACCGAGACAGUGGCAAAUUAUGCUGAACAGAUUCUUUAACCGACCAGAUACACAAAAGCAGGACAUGGGCAUCUCUUCAUACAUUUAAGGUUCACGUAGAAUCAUAGAACACUGCAGCACAGAAACAGGCCCUUCAGCCCAUCUAGUCUAUGCCAAACUAUCAAUCUGCCUAGUCCCAUCGUCCUGCACCCAGACCAUAGCCCCUUAUAACCUUCCCGUCCAUGUACCCAUCCAAAUAUCUCUUACAUGUUGAAAUCAACCCCACAUCCACCAUUAAUGCAAAUGCAGGCAGCUCGUUCCACACUCUCACCACCCUCUGAAUGGAGUUCCCCUCAUGUUCUUAAACAUUUCAUCAUUAAUCCAUGACCUCUGGUUGUCGUCUCACCCAACCUCAGAGGUAAAAGCCUACUUGUAUUUACUACUUGUAAAUUAUGCCCUUCAUAAUUUUGUAUAAUUUGAUCAAAUCUCCACUUACUCUUCAAUGCUCAGUUCAAUGAAGUCUAAACCUAUUAAACCUUUCCCUAUAACUCUGGUCCUCAAGUCCCAGCAACAUCCUUCUAAAUUUUCACUACAUUUUUUAUAUCUUUCCUGCCGGUAGAUGACCAGAACUACACACAAUACUCCAAAUUAGGCCUCACCAAUGUCUCAUACAAUUCAAGAUAACAUUCAAAUCAUGGUACUCAAUACUUUUGAUUUAUGAAGGCCAAUGUGCCAAAUAGAGUUACAAGAAAAAAAAUCAUGUAGAUCCGAAAUACCCUUUCUUAAUGAGAUGACAAUACAGAAUAUUUUUAGAUGUUGUUAUAACCACACAUAGCCUCAUGGUGGCGACAUGGUACCUAUGAUGAGAAUGGGUUUGGCAGUAAUUGGCCUGGGGUAAACGAAUGCAAUUUCAAGCUCCUGGGUGUCAAGAUCUCUGAGGAUCUAACCUGGACACUAUAUAUUGAUACAGUUAUAAAGAAGGCAAGACAGCAGCUAAAUUUCAUUAGGAGUUUGAGGAGAUUUGGUUUGUAACCUAAAAUACUUGAAAACUUCUACAGAUAUACUGUGGAAAGCAUUCUGACAGGCUGCAUCACUGGCUGGUAUGGAGGGGUUACUGCACAGGACCGAAAGAAGCUGCAGAAAGUUGUAAA
Mobula hypostoma (lesser devil ray) is the source of this 8195-nucleotide messenger RNA. RefSeq names its product F-box protein 4 (gene fbxo4). The coding region runs from base 318 to 1460 and encodes 380 amino acids. Gene Ontology annotation, biological process: protein polyubiquitination; SCF-dependent proteasomal ubiquitin-dependent protein catabolic process. NCBI's taxonomy places the organism in Eukaryota, Metazoa, Chordata, Chondrichthyes, Myliobatiformes, Myliobatidae. The record is from RefSeq and is a predicted model, not a curated record. Gene Ontology annotation, cellular component: SCF ubiquitin ligase complex. The transcript is spliced from 7 exons. Gene Ontology annotation, molecular function: protein binding.